This is a messenger RNA of Colletotrichum phormii, 766 nucleotides long. RefSeq names its product calcineurin subunit B. Gene Ontology annotation, biological process: calcineurin-mediated signaling; protein dephosphorylation. The transcript is spliced from 5 exons. Gene Ontology annotation, cellular component: calcineurin complex. The record is from RefSeq and is a predicted model, not a curated record. The coding region runs from base 100 to 624 and encodes 174 amino acids. Lineage: Eukaryota; Fungi; Ascomycota; Sordariomycetes; Glomerellales; Glomerellaceae. Gene Ontology annotation, molecular function: calcium-dependent protein serine/threonine phosphatase regulator activity; phosphatase binding; calcium ion binding.
ACAAGCCCACUCAACUGCGACGACCCUGGAAUAUUUCCUGCCAACUACACCGUGCACCCAUACAGCUUUUAGUCGAGUCCGAUUUCGAGUUUCUCCAUCAUGGGCAACACUACCAGUACGGUGUUGGACAACAUCGUCCAGGGGUCCAACUUCGACAGAGAGGAAGUUGACCGUCUGAGGAAACGUUUCAUGAAGCUGGACAAGGAUAACUCCGGCACAAUCGAGCGUGAUGAGUUCCUCAGCCUGCCCCAGAUCUCCUCCAACCCGCUAGCCACGAGAAUGAUUGCGAUCUUUGACGAGGAUGGUGGUGGAGACGUCGACUUCCAGGAAUUCGUAUCAGGCCUCAGCGCCUUUUCCAGCAAAGGCAACAAGGAGCAAAAGCUGCGCUUCGCCUUCAAGGUGUACGAUAUCGAUCGCGACGGUUACAUCAGCAAUGGCGAGCUCUUUAUUGUGCUCAAGAUGAUGGUUGGAAGCAACCUUAAGGACCAGCAGCUGCAGCAGAUCGUCGACAAGACCAUCAUGGAGGCCGACUUAGAUAAGGACGGCAAGAUCAGCUUCGAGGAGUUCACCAAGAUGGUGGAGAACACGGAUGUCAGCAUGAGCAUGACUUUGGACACAUUUUAGAGUUGAACACGGCGGUGGGCGAGCACAUCAGGAUCAUGAGACAUGAAUUGCAACAAUCACUAUUCGAGGUAGAGAUAAAUUACCCCCCCGAGCGACAUCACGGUCGUCAAAUGGGCCUGGAUUGAAAUUUCCGGGUUUGAAA